Molecule: messenger RNA, 2156 nt
Organism: Rana temporaria (common frog)
Lineage: Eukaryota; Metazoa; Chordata; Amphibia; Anura; Ranidae
Product: gastrula zinc finger protein XlCGF57.1-like
Exons: 8
Coding region: 194-1987 (597 amino acids)
Source: RefSeq, a predicted model, not a curated record
CGGCCAUUUUGUUGUAGCCCGGAAGAAGUGUUAUUAGGGUUUUUUCCCCCAAGAAUAAUAAUGGUUGGAGCGAGAGAGCUGGAGAGUGUGAGCCCAGUGAGGAGGAGUGUGAGAUUCCUAGCCUUUACAAAAAUGCAGACAUAGAGAGGAGUGGGAAUAUUUAGAAGGAUACAAAGAUUUGUAUGAGGACGUCAUGAUGGAGAAUCGUCCGUUCCUCACAUCCCCGGAUGGAUCCAGUAACAGAUGUCUCUCCCAUCCUCUGUAUUCCUGGGAUUCUACACGGGAACAUCAUGAGAUCCCUCAAACUGAUCAGGAUGAAGGCUUGAUUGUUGUUAAAGUUGAGGAUGAAGAAGAACCGUAUGUGUUGGGUGAUGGUCCAUGUAAGGUGGACGAAAUCCCUCCAGAGAUCAGCACAGACCCCGGAGACACUGAGAGAGACAUCAAAGCUGAGGAGAAGGGAGGACACACAAGGAUUAAAGAGGAGGACAUUUCUAUAGACGUCAGCACAGAUGGAUCCAGUAACAGAAAUCCUUCAGAGAGAAGUCCCCGUCCUCUGUAUUCCCGGGACUCCACACAGGAAGAUCAGGAGAUCCCUCAGGAGGAUCAGGAUGAAAAUCUGAUCAUCGUUAAAGUCGAGGUUAAAGGGGAAGCAGAGGAGCUGUCUGUAAGGGGCGAUGAUCUGCAUAAUGAGGAGGAGAUCCCUCCAGAGAUCAGCACAGAUGGACAGUAUAGAUGGUACGGUACAGAGAGACAUCCCGCUAUCCUUCCAGUUGCUGAAACAGGAGACAAUGACAUCAUAUGUGAUUCUUUACGCAUUAAACGUGUUCCAGUACGAUCUUCUGAUACCUCUACAAACACGAUCGUUCACCCUGCUGCCCAUCGUCAACAGGGCGAACUCCUUACUGAGAACUCCGAACCUACCAAGCACCAGAGGAUCCGGACUUUAGAUAAGAAAUACCACUGUGCUGAGUGUGGGAAAGGUUUCACCGAACGGUCAAACCUUUCUAAGCACAAAAAGACACAUACAACCGAGAAGCCAUUCUCCUGUUUGGAAUGCGGGAAGGCUUUUAUCCAGAGAGCCCAUCUCAUUGCACACCAAAGUACUCACACAGGGGAGAAGCCCUAUGCCUGUGCCGAAUGCGGAAAAUGCUUUUCCCGGAAGUUUACGCUCAUCAGACACGAACGGGUCCACACAGGCGAGAAACCGUUCUCGUGUUUGGCGUGUGGGAAAUCGUUUGUGGAGAAAUCACACCUCGUAUACCACGAGAAGUCUCACACAGCCGACAAGCCGUUUUCCUGCCCUGUGUGCGGAAAACGCUUCAUCCUGAGAGCCCACCUUAUGUCCCACGAAAGGACUCACAACGCCGAGAAGCCGUUUACCUGUUCGGAGUGUGGGAAGGGCUUCAGGCAGAAGUCAGAACUCGCUAGGCACCAGAGAAUUCACACAGCCGAGAGGCCGUUCUCGUGUGCCGAGUGUGACAGGUGUUACGCUUGGAGAGACCUACUCGUCAAACACCAGAAGAGUCACACGGGGGAGAAGCCCUACCGCUGCGCUGAAUGCGGUAAAUGCUUUGCGGAAAAGACGCUUCUUGCCAUACACGAGAGGGUUCACACGGGGGAGAAGCCAUAUCCUUGCUCCGAAUGUGGCGAACGUUUUACACAGAGAGCCCAUCUUAUCUCCCACCACAGGACUCACACAGAUGAAAAGCCUUUUUCCUGUUCGGAAUGCGCGAAAUGUUUUUCUCAGAAACAGUAUCUCGUUUUGCACCAAAGGACGCAUACAGAAGAGAAGCCGUACGAAUGUUCGGAAUGCGGGAAAUAUUUUGCCAGGAGGGGCAGCCUUAUCUCGCACCGGAAGGCUCAUACCGGAGAGAAGCCGUAUUUGUGUUCCGAGUGCGGGAAACGCUUUUCAAAAAAGUCUUCCCUGUUGUCACAUCUCGGCUCCCACAGGGAACGUGAGGUUCUGCGCUCUGGAUGUGGCACCUAGACAUCUUUUUAUACUGUUGAGUUCCAUGCCAUCACUUAUCACAAACAAGCCCUCCUUUUUCUUUGCUAUAGAGGGGUGGUCAGUACACCCAGGCAUAUUGUGAAUAAAAUACACAUAUUCGCCAGCACACCAAGGGUCAUUUAACCACUUCCCGACCGCCGCAUGUAAA